Messenger RNA from Elephantulus edwardii (Cape elephant shrew), 1893 nucleotides. It is a transcript of the gene SLC27A6, whose product is annotated as solute carrier family 27 (fatty acid transporter), member 6. The record is from RefSeq and is a predicted model, not a curated record. The transcript has 11 exons. The coding region runs from base 1 to 1893 and encodes 630 amino acids. NCBI's taxonomy places the organism in Eukaryota, Metazoa, Chordata, Mammalia, Macroscelidea, Macroscelididae. Gene Ontology annotation, molecular function: long-chain fatty acid transmembrane transporter activity; long-chain fatty acid-CoA ligase activity.
AUGCUUCUCUCAUGGCUCACAGGACUAGGGGCUACAGGGGUCUUCCUGUGCGUCCUGCAGAAACUCCUGUUCCCUUACUUCUGGCAGGACUUCUGGUACUUGUUCAAGGUGACGAGUUGUGGAAUUCGGUUGGAGCUGUUCAAGCUGAGAGGGGAGCUGUUUACUGUGCUCGAUAAAUUCCAGAGCCAUGCUAAGAAGCAGCCUCACAAACCUUUCAUCAUCUAUGAGGGAGAGAUCUACACCUAUCAGGAUGUGGACAAAAGAAGCGAUAGAGUGGCUAACGUCUUAUUGAACCAUUCCACGCUGAAAAAGGGGGACACGGUGGCCCUGCUGAUGAGCAAUGAGCCUGACUUUGUCCACAUAUGGUUCGGCCUGGCCAAGAUGGGCUGUGUGGUGGCCUUCCUCAACUCCAGCAUCCGCACCAACUCUCUCCUGCAUUGCAUCCGCAGCUGUGAGCCUCAGGCCCUGGUGGUGGGCGCAGAUUUACUUGAAGCUGUAGAAGAAGUCCUUCCAGAUCUCCCUGAGGGUAUCACUGUUUGGGGGAUGAGAGAUUCUCUUCCACGAGGUGUGAUUUCACUCAAGGAAAAACUGAGUACAGCGUCUGAGGAGCCCAUACCACACAGACACCAUGUUGUCUCAAACCUCAAGUCCAAUUGUCUUUAUAUUUUUACCUCAGGAACAACAGGCCUACCAAAAGCAGCUGUGAUCACUCAGUUACAAGCUCUGAAGGCUUCCGCUGGACUGUGGGCAUUCGGUUGUACUUCUAAUGACAUCAUUUAUAUAACUCUUCCUCUGUAUCACAGUUCAGGAUCUCUCCUGGGAAUUGGUGGAUGUAUUGAGUUAGGUGCCACUUGUGUAUUAAAGAAAAAAUUCUCAGCGACCCAGUUUUGGAAUGACUGUAAAAAGUAUAACGUAACUGUAUUUCAGUAUAUUGGAGAAAUCUGUCGAUACCUUUGCAAACAACCAAAGAGAGAAGGUGAAAAAGAUCAUCAGGUGCGUCUGGCAGUUGGAAAUGGUUUGCGCAGUGAUGUGUGGAGAGAAUUUUUAGACAGAUUUGGAGAUAUUAAGAUUUCUGAAUUUUAUGGAGCAACUGAAGGAAACAUUUGUUUCAUGAACCACACUGGAAAAAUUGGAGCAGUUGGAAGGACAAAUUUCUUUUAUAAACUUUUUUUCUCUUUUGACUUGAUAAAAUAUGAUUUCCAAAAAGAUGAGCCCAUUAGGAAUAAACAGGGCUGGUGCACCAGGGUGAAAAAAGGAGAACCCGGACUUCUGAUAGCUCCAGUGAGUGCAAAGCAUCCCUUUUUUGGUUAUGCUGGGAAUAAGAAGCACACAGAAAAGAAGUUGCUUUAUGAUGUUUUUAAGAAGGGAGAUGUUUACUUUAACACAGGAGACUUAAUUGUGGAAGAAAAGGAUUUCCUGUACUUUUGGGACCGUACUGGGGACACUUUCAGAUGGAAAGGGGAAAAUGUGGCAACCACCGAGGUUGCUGAUGUUAUCGGGGUGCUGGAUUUCAUACAAGAAGCAAAUGUUUAUGGUGUGCCUGUGCCAGGUUAUGAAGGAAAAGCAGGAAUGGCUUCAAUUACUGUAAAACCAAAUAAGUCUUUAGACUUGCAAAAAGUGUAUAAUCAAGUUGUAACAUUUCUGCCAGGUUAUGCCUGCCCACGUUUUGUAAGAAUUCAGGACAAAAUGGAAACUACAGGAACAUUCAAACUACAGAAGUUCUGGUUGGUAGAAGAAGGAUUUAACCCACAGAAAAUUUCUGAUACAAUUUAUUUUAUGGAUAAUUUGAAAAAAUCUUAUGUUCUAAUGACCAAAGAACUUUAUGAUCAAAUUACAUUGGGGGAGAUAAAAAAACUUCCAUUAGCUGGCAAAAGCAAAUUGCAGAAACCUUAA